CGGGCCCCCGUGUGCUACCUGUGCCUGGAGGACGGCAGGCACAGCCAGCACGAGGUGAAGCCGCUGGCCGCCGUGUGGAAACAGCACAAGGCACAACUAUCUCAGGCCUUGAAUGGAGUUUCAGAUAAGGCCAAAGAAGCGAAGGAGUUUCUGGUGCAGCUCAACGACAUCCGGCAGCAGAUCCAGAAAGCCAAGCUGCUCACCAAGGUGACCAAAGAGAGGCAGCACAAGCUGAAGAUGGUUUGGGACCAGAUCAACCACUGCACGCUGAAGCUGCGCCAGUCCACGGGGCUGAUGGAGUACUGCCUGGAGGCAAUCGAGGAAAAUGAUCCCUCGGGGUUCCUGCAGAUCUCGGACGCUCUGAUCAAGCGUGUCCAGGUGUCUCAGGAGCAGUGGGUCAAAGGUGCCCUGGAGCCGAAGGUGUCUGCGGAGUUUGACCUGACCUUGGACAGCGAACCACUGCUGCAAGCCAUCCACCAGCUGGACUUCAUCCAGAUGAAAUGUAGGGUGCCACCCGUGCCCCUGCUGCAGCUGGAGAAGUGCUGCACCCACAACAACAGUGUCACGCUGGCCUGGAGGAUGCCACCCUUCACCCACAGCCCCGUGGACGGCUACAUCCUAGAGCUGGAUGACGGGGACGGGGGGCAGUUCCGGGAGGUGUAUGUCGGGAAGGAGACCCUGUGCACCAUCGACGGCCUCCACUUCAACAGCACCUACAACGCCAGGGUCAAGGCUUUCAACUCCUCCGGCGUCGGGCCUUACAGUAAGACCGUCGUCCUGCAGACGUCCGACGUGGCCUGGUUCACAUUUGACCCCAACUCUGGGCACCGGGACAUUGUCUUGUCCAACGACAACCAGACAGCCACCUGCAGCAGCUAUGACGACCGGGUGGUGCUGGGCACGGCCGCCUUCUCCAAGGGCGUGCACUACUGGGAGCUGCACGUGGACCGCUACGACAACCACCCCGACCCCGCCUUCGGGGUGGCCAGGGCCAGCGUGGUCAAGGACAUGAUGCUGGGCAAAGACGACAAGGCCUGGGCCAUGUACGUGGACAACAACCGCAGCUGGUUCAUGCACUGCAACUCCCACACCAACAGGACAGAGGGUGGCGUGUGCAAGGGGGCCACGGUGGGCGUGCUGCUGGAUCUGAACAAGCACACCCUCACCUUCUUCAUCAAUGGGCAGCAGCAGGGCCCCACGGCCUUCAGCCAUGUGGACGGGGUCUUCAUGCCGGCCCUCAGCCUCAACCGCAAUGUGCAGGUCACCCUGCACACAGGAUUGGAAGUGCCAACAAGCCUGGGGCGGCCAAAGCUGCCAGGUAACUAGCACGUGGCUGCGUCCCCACCAUGGGCCUGCGACCUGCCACC
Messenger RNA from Galeopterus variegatus (Sunda flying lemur), 1367 nucleotides. RefSeq names its product tripartite motif containing 67 (gene TRIM67). The record is from RefSeq and is a predicted model, not a curated record. The transcript has 10 exons. The annotation marks the transcript as partial. Gene Ontology annotation, molecular function: protein binding. Lineage: Eukaryota; Metazoa; Chordata; Mammalia; Dermoptera; Cynocephalidae.